AGUCUUAGGUACUUGUGGAUCACUUGUAAAGGAAAUAAACUUCCAGUGGAGAAAGGGAAAUUGUAAUCAUCGGACAUUGUUUAUUUGCGAAAAAGAUACAACAUUACAAACGACAGAGAAAAGCAGUAUCAUGACGACUUCAAGUUUAACAACAGAGGCAGCGAGUAGCACAACUUCCACAACAAGCUCCACACCUCCUUCUUCAAGCUCAUCUGCACAAGCAACAACAACAAAAAUACCAGAUUGUCCUGACAACUGGAUUACUUACGGGCAGUCAUGCUAUUUGUUCAGUAACGAGUCCCUGAUUUGGUCAGAUGCAAGAAUCCGAUGUGAAAACCUGAAUGGAUAUCUUGUCGAAAUAACGUCUGCUGAUGAAGAUCAGUUUCUGGUAAAACAUGCAAACUUUUCCACCAGGCAAAUAAAUGAGAAGAAG
Ruditapes philippinarum (Manila clam) is the source of this 433-nucleotide messenger RNA. RefSeq names its product killer cell lectin-like receptor subfamily E member 1. Gene Ontology annotation, molecular function: (1->3)-beta-D-glucan binding. The record is from RefSeq and is a predicted model, not a curated record. Gene Ontology annotation, biological process: cellular response to molecule of fungal origin. The annotation marks the transcript as partial. NCBI's taxonomy places the organism in Eukaryota, Metazoa, Mollusca, Bivalvia, Venerida, Veneridae. The transcript has 3 exons.